AUGUGCCACAGCAUCACGAGAACCCUUUGCCGCGUCUGCGAAAAGCAGAUCGGCGAGCCUCAAAUCGCCCAAAUCCCCUGUCUGCCGCCUACAGCCGGCUCCGGUAGCAGCGGUUACAAUCGCGACUACCGCGAUAUUGCGUCAGCGAGUCUGCAGCUCCAACAAGAUCUAGACAUCGCGGCUCUGGCCCGGGGAUCUCUUCUGGUGCGGCCGCAGCGACGGCGACGAGGUGAAGCGGGACCGGGAGAUCACAUCGGUCUUCAUGGCCAACAUAGCCUCCGACAUAGCUUUGACGAAAGUCGAGUCAAGCAGUUCUUCCGCGAAUACGGCCACGUCAACGACAUUGAUGUGCAGAGAGAAGAAGAGGCCCCACGAGAAGCUUGUCGGAUCUUACUGGAAAAUUGUACACGUCUUUUCCGGUAUUGGCCUUCGACUGCCUGCCUGAUUGCCGGCCCCAUAACGGUGUUGGGCCGCCCACAGUUUGUCCAGUGGGCCGACACCAUGGUGCCAUAUUAUCCGAACCUAGCCGAGGACGGCGUUGACCGCGGAGAGCUCGCGAUCGUGAGAGUGGAGGUGUUGGAUUCACCAUGGUACCGGUACUGGAAACGACAGGGCAAUACGGAGCUGGGGAGCUACAUUAAGAAAGGAUGUAAAUUGGAAGUGUCCUACGAAGAAAAGAGUCUGGUGAUUUAUACAAAAGAGAGAGCACAGGGCGGGUACCCUAUACAGAGUAAAUGCGAGCACGGCAGGACGGUUGUGAGCACCGGGGGUACCUGGGCCGAGGGCCGUAAUGCAGAGGACAUGGGUGCGGCUCUCAGUACGUACAUGUAA
Molecule: messenger RNA, 831 nt
Organism: Lasiosphaeria miniovina
Lineage: Eukaryota; Fungi; Ascomycota; Sordariomycetes; Sordariales; Lasiosphaeriaceae
Exons: 5
Coding region: 1-831 (276 amino acids)
Source: RefSeq, a predicted model, not a curated record